AAUUGUUGAACGAGCAGGAGUAGAUCGCACCUUUCAGCACUCUGUUUACAGGAUGAAUCGCAGGAUUAACGAUAAGAUAUACUACUUCGCCCUCGAGCUCCCCGCCCCCAUGUUUUCCUUUUCCGAUGCCAUGCAAUCCAGCACGUCGGGCACUUGGCAAAUGAAGCAGUUUAAGCGGGAGAUCUGGAUGAGGUUCCAUGAGCACUUAGAUGAGCUUAUUAAAAGUUGUCCACAGACCCGUAACAAAGUGGAUCUCAUUAUCUACAAAUCUUGCGAUGUCGAGGGUAAUCCUGUUGAUAUUAGCGAGUUGCUCAUAUCGCACAUGAAGAAAACAACUAAAUUAUUCAAGAAUUGACCUACUAACCAUUCCAGGAGGCCAACAGGAGAAAUACUUAAUAAUCUCUCAAUUAAGACUCUCUAAAUGGAUGCCAAUUUUAGUUUCUAAUGUGUUUUCUUACAGUUUGAACUACAACUAAUGAUAAUGUUGAGUGUAAUAAAUAGAUGCUACUAGCUGAAAAAA
Molecule: messenger RNA, 520 nt
Organism: Drosophila takahashii
Lineage: Eukaryota; Metazoa; Arthropoda; Insecta; Diptera; Drosophilidae
Product: stimulator of interferon genes protein homolog
Biological process (GO): positive regulation of macroautophagy; reticulophagy; positive regulation of type I interferon production
Cellular component (GO): endoplasmic reticulum membrane; autophagosome
Molecular function (GO): cyclic-di-GMP binding; 2',3'-cyclic GMP-AMP binding
Source: RefSeq, a predicted model, not a curated record